AUGCAGCCGCGCGCGGGGGCCGCCACGGACCCUAGGGGGAGCAGAGGAGGCCGGGGCCUUCCCCUGCGGGCGGGCCCCAGAGCCCGGCAGCUCCUGGCGCGGCUGGACGCGCGCCCCCUGGCGGCCCGAGCUGCGGCCGACGUGGCGGCGCUGGUGCGCAGGACGGGCGCCACAUUGCGCCUGCGCCCCAACGCGGCUGUUAGUGUGCUGGAUUCUGCGGACAUAGAGGUUACAGACAGUCGCCUGCCUAAUCCCACUUUCGUGGAACACCGGCCGCAGCAUCAUCGGUCAGAGACCUUGGGUACAGGUCCUGCGCCGCCCCAAGUGACCCAGGCUAAGGCACGUUCUGCUUCGAAGCCGCUCCAGACCUCUGGACGGUUCUGUGUGGAACUGGUUCGCGGUUCCACGGGCUUUGGCUUCACAUUAAGCGGAGGCCGAGAUUCAGCAGGGGAUGCUCCUCUGGCAGUGCGCGGGCUGCUGGAAAACGGGCCAGCACAGCGCUCUGGUCGCUUGCAGGCUGGGGACCUCGUGCUCCACAUCAAUGGAGAGUCAACUCAGGGCCUCACCCAUGCCCAGGUGGUGGAGCGCAUUCGCACGGGCGGCCCCCGUCUCCGCCUCGUACUAAGCAGGCCUCUUGAAACCCACCCCGGCCAACCUGAAGGGGUGGGAGGGCCCCAGAAAGGAGAUGGUCUGCCAUCCCCAGAUCGCAGCCCCGAUCCUGGUGGACCAGAGGUGAUGAGGUCUCGCAGCGUCAGUGCUUCCCCACUUCAGCACCCUCCAUCCGGUACAGCGGCCCGAACCCCGGGCAGCCCAGAGCCUAGCCCAGAGCCGCUGGCCGACUGCCCCGCGGUUUCUCCUCCUGAGCGCCGCACAGAGGACCCUGACGACCGAACCCCGGGUUCCCCGGGACCCUGGCUGGUGCCGAGUGAGGAACGGCUUUCGCGGGCCCUAGGGAUCCCAGGGGCCGCGCAGCUUGCUCUUGAGAUGGCAGCCGGGAGGCGGAGGCACUGAGCAGGUAUGGGACGGUCCGAUGCUCACUUGGUACUGCCCAGGCUGGAUCUGGUGUGCUCCGCCGACCGCACACUAGCAUCCCUGGGAGAGCUUCCACUUGGUCCUGCCCCACCCCCACUCCUGCUGCGCCGCGGACCAGCCCGCGCUCCCCCCGCGGUGUCAGUGGUACAGCCCUCCGGACGGGCCAGCCCUGCGCUUCUGGUUUUGAGUGGGGGAGGUAAUAAAAUGGUUUGACCCAG
Odobenus rosmarus divergens (Pacific walrus) is the source of this 1250-nucleotide messenger RNA. RefSeq names its product MAGI family member, X-linked (gene MAGIX). The coding region runs from base 1 to 1011 and encodes 336 amino acids. The transcript is spliced from 6 exons. The record is from RefSeq and is a predicted model, not a curated record. Gene Ontology annotation, molecular function: protein binding. NCBI's taxonomy places the organism in Eukaryota, Metazoa, Chordata, Mammalia, Carnivora, Odobenidae.